CACGUGACGUGGGGAGAGAUGGGCGGGGCACUGGAAGGCGCUCACGUCGUCGGAGGCGGAGGUGGUGGCGCGCGGCGGAGUCCGCGGCUUCGGGUCGCGCCCCACGUCCCAUCCCCGCCCUCUGCCCUGCUGCCUCGCUGACCACCACCAUCCUCUUCCCUUGGGCACAUCUCGCGGACUGGUCCGGUCCUGUCCGCCACUCGCACGUCAGUGUGCGAGUGUGCGCAGGCGCGUUGGGGGUGAUUAGCCCCUUUGGGUGGGCGGCAGAGCAAGGGAGCGCGCGGGCGAAACCAUGGCGGGCAGUGGUGCGGGGGUCGGUGGUGUCGGGGAGACCAAGGUGAUUUACCACCUCGAUGAGGAGGAGACUCCCUACCUGGUGAAGAUCCCUGUCCCCGCCGAGCGCAUCACCCUCGGCGAUUUCAAGAGCGUCCUGCAGCGGCCCGCGGGAGCUAAGUACUUUUUCAAGUCUAUGGAUCAGGAUUUCGGGGUGGUGAAGGAAGAAAUUUCUGACGACAAUGCCCGCCUUCCCUGCUUCAAUGGAAGGGUGGUGUCCUGGCUAGUGUCAUCAGAUAACUCGCAGCCUGAGGUGGCCCCCCCAGCCCACGAGCCUGGCACAGAACUGGUGCCUCCGCCCCCACCACUGCCCCCUUUGCCCCCAGAGAGGACCAGUGGCAUUGGGGACUCCAGGCCUCCAUCUUUCCACCCUAACGUCUCCAGCAGCCGUGAAAACCUGGAGCCGGAGACAGAAACAGAAUCAGUUGUGUCACUGAGGCGGGAGCGGCCUCGAAGGAGAGACAGCAGUGAGCAUGGCGGUGGGGGCCACAGGCCCAGCGGCCCCUCAAGGCUGGAGCGCCACCUGGCUGGGUACGAGAGUUCCUCCACUCUGAUGACCAGUGAGCUGGAGAGCACCAGCCUGGGGGACUCUGACGAGGAUGACACCAUGAGCAGGUUCAGCAGCUCCACCGAGCAGAGCAGUGCUUCCCGCCUCCUCAAGCGCCACCGGCGGCGGAGGAAACAGCGGCCGCCCCGUCUGGAGAGGACCUCAUCUUUCAGCAGCGUCACUGACUCCACAAUGUCCCUGAACAUCAUCACAGUCACACUCAACAUGGAAAAGUACAACUUCCUGGGCAUCUCCAUUGUGGGCCAGAGCAAUGAGCGGGGAGAUGGUGGCAUCUACAUUGGCUCCAUCAUGAAGGGCGGGGCCGUGGCAGCCGAUGGGCGCAUCGAACCUGGAGACAUGCUUUUACAGGUGAAUGACAUGAACUUUGAGAACAUGAGCAAUGAUGAUGCUGUGCGGGUACUGAGGGACAUCGUACACAAGCCGGGCCCCAUUGUGCUGACCGUGGCCAAGUGUUGGGAUCCCUCUCCACAGGCCUAUUUCACACUCCCUCGAAACGAGCCUAUCCAGCCAAUUGACCCUGCUGCCUGGGUCUCCCACUCUGCUGCGCUGACUGGCACCUUCCCAGCCUAUCCAGGCUCCUCAUCCAUGAGCACCAUUACGUCUGGAUCCUCUCUGCCUGAUGGCUGUGAAGGCCGGGGUCUCUCCAUCCAUACCGACAUGGCAUCUGUAACCAAGGCCAUGGCAGCCCCAGAGUCAGGGCUGGAAGUUCGGGACCGCAUGUGGCUCAAGAUCACUAUCCCAAAUGCCUUUCUGGGCUCGGACGUGGUUGACUGGCUCUACCAUCAUGUGGAGGGCUUUCCUGAGCGGCGGGAGGCCCGCAAGUAUGCCAGUGGACUGCUCAAGGCGGGCCUCAUCCGGCACACCGUCAACAAGAUCACCUUCUCUGAGCAGUGCUACUAUGUCUUUGGAGACCUCAGUGGUGGCUGUGAGAGUUACCUAGUGAAUUUGUCCUUGAAUGAUAACGAUGGUUCCAGCGGGGCAUCGGACCAAGACACCCUGGCUCCUCUGCCUGGGGCUACCCCGUGGCCCCUGCUGCCCACCUUCUCCUACCAGUACCCAGCCCCUCACCCAUACAGCCCUCAGCCCCCACCCUACCAUGAGCUUUCGUCCUACACCUAUGGUGGAGGCAGUGCCAGCAGCCAGCACAGUGAGGGGAGCCGGAGCAGUGGGUCAACACGAAGCGAUGGGGGGGCAGGGCGCACAGGGAGGCCUGAGGAGCGGGCCCCCGAGUCCAAAUCCGGCAGCGGCAGUGAGUCUGAGCCCUCCAGCCGGGGGAGCAGCCUUCGACGGGGCGGGGAACCUGGCGGGGCUGGUGAUGGGGGUCCUCCCCCGUCCAGGGGCUCGUCAGGGGGUGCCCCCAAUCUUCGAGCUCACCCAGGUCUCCAUCCCUAUGGACCACCCCCAGGCAUGGCCCUCCCCUAUAAUCCCAUGAUGGUGGUCAUGAUGCCUCCCCCCCCACCCCCUGUCCCCCCAGCAGUGCAGCCCCCAGGGGCACCUCCUAUCAGAGAUUUGGGCUCUGUGCCCCCUGAGCUGACAGCCAGCCGCCAAAGCUUCCACAUGGCCAUGGGCAACCCGAGUGAGUUCUUUGUGGAUGUGAUGUAGACCCUCCAGUGGGGCCUCCAGUCUCCACUUGGUGCUCCUGCUGUGAUUGGUGUUCUGUCAAUCACUUGCUCACAAAGCCUCCAGUGGCCCUGGCUCAGCCUGGUGGCUGCUGCCUGCUGUGAGGCUGUUGCCACUGUGACUUUUACCAGCAGUGCCUGGUUCCUCCCUCGAGUUGGGGGUGUACAAGGGACCUUUGGUUAUUUUUAGCUUUAUUACUUUUUUUAAUAAGCUUUUUUGAAGAUGAAAAUAGACUUUCUUACACUUUUUGGAGUAUUUUUUAUAGACAUUUUCUCUUUUAUAUGAAGAAUCUCCCUGUCUCUUGAGCCCCUCUUCUAACCCUGAAAUGUGACCUCCUAUUCCAGUCACCCAGUCAGCUCUGCUUUGUGUGGGGCCGUGGGUGGUCAGUGGUACCCUGGGAGGAGGAAGGGGGCUGGUCACCCCAGACAGCGGUCGAAGGAAGCUGGGGUAUUUGGUAUUUGGGGCUCACGUAGCUGCCUUUGUUACUCUAUUUAUUUUAGUCACUUGUAUAAAACACCAAAUAAAGCAAUAGAGGCAAACU
This is a messenger RNA of Orycteropus afer afer, 3062 nucleotides long. RefSeq names its product dishevelled segment polarity protein 2 (gene DVL2). Gene Ontology annotation, biological process: canonical Wnt signaling pathway; intracellular signal transduction. Gene Ontology annotation, cellular component: cytosol. Gene Ontology annotation, molecular function: frizzled binding. The record is from RefSeq and is a predicted model, not a curated record. NCBI's taxonomy places the organism in Eukaryota, Metazoa, Chordata, Mammalia, Tubulidentata, Orycteropodidae.